Molecule: messenger RNA, 2457 nt
Organism: Trametes versicolor FP-101664 SS1
Lineage: Eukaryota; Fungi; Basidiomycota; Agaricomycetes; Polyporales; Polyporaceae
Exons: 22
Coding region: 1-2079 (692 amino acids)
Biological process (GO): protein insertion into mitochondrial inner membrane from matrix; mitochondrial respiratory chain complex III assembly
Cellular component (GO): mitochondrial inner membrane
Molecular function (GO): ATP binding; ATP hydrolysis activity
Source: RefSeq, a predicted model, not a curated record
AUGCAGGCCAUCAAGAACUUGCUCUCGCCGCUCGCGUCAAGCAACAGCAACCCUAUCCAGGACACUCUGAAACUCGUCGUCAUCGGCGGGACGGUCGAGACUGCCCGGAGAGCAUCCGUCUCGGCCUGGAACGGAUUCAUUGACUCGUUCUUCCUCACCGCACAUUUUAGCCAAGAAGACUACCCCUAUGACUGGCUGAUGCACUGGCUCUCGAAGGCAGGUCAACCCGCCUGGGGUCGCAGCCGGGAAUUCGACAUCACGACGCGGUCCGUGAGCCGGCACGGCCUCACGCAGAAGACGACGGGGGAUUUGGAAGACGACAACGAGGAGGAGGAGGAGAGCGCCGAGUUCAGUCAGGGCGGCGGCCGGAAGCGCAAAGGUGCGAUCGUGCCUAGUAUGGAUACGACGCAUACGAUAUACUACCGCGGACAUUGGCUUCGCAUAACGCGCACGAAGCGCUUCCAAGACUACGGCUCCUGCGCUGAGCUCAAAAUAAGCGUUGUCGCCCGGAACAAUGACAUUCUCAAGCGGCUUGUCCUGGAAGCAAAGCGUGAGUAUGAGAAGGACGCGGAACACCGCGUGCACAUUUUCAUGGCAGACACUACGUACGGCUGCUGGCGCUGGAACGGCGCGCGCCAGAAGCGCCCCAUGAGCUCGAUCGUGCUCGAGCCAGGCGUGAAAGACAUGAUCCUUGCGGACUGCAAGGACUUCCUCUCCUCCGAGGACUGGUAUGCCGAGAGAGGUAUCCCGUUCCGGCGCGGAUAUCUGCUGCACGGGGUGCCCGGCAGUGGGAAAACAUCGCUCAUUCACAGCCUGGCGGGGGAGCUCGGGCUGGACAUUUACGUCGUCAGUCUGUCUUCCAAGGGCAUGAGUGACAACACGUUGACGACGCUUAUGGGUAACGUACCAUCGAGAUGUAUACUCCUUUUAGAAGAUCUCGAUGCCGCGUUUACGCGCGGGAUUUCCCGUGACGAGACGUCCACAGGGGCGCCCACGGGCUCCUCGUCCACCACGACCUCUUCGUCGUCGAAGAGCAAGAAGGAAGAGGACAGCGAUGGAUCCACCCUGAGCUUGAGUGGGCUGCUGAACAGCCUCGAUGGUGUCGCCGCUGCGGAGGGCCGUCUUCUGUUCGCGACCACGAACCACAUCGAGCGGCUCGACCCCGCGCUCAGCCGUCCGGGCCGGAUGGACGUCUGGGUGAACUUCAAGCACGCCACGAAGUGGCAGGCGCAGGGCAUCUUCAAGUGCUUCUUCCCCGCGCGCUCCAGCGGCGCGCCGACCGCAGGCGCGCCGGCCGAGUCAUCUGCUGCUGCCGGGCCCGCGGGUGCAGACGCAACCGUGUCGGCAGCCAACAUCGCGGUGUCGAAGCGCAAGCGCGCGGCACACGCGAUCCCCCUCCUGUCCGAGGAUGAGAUUUCGGAGCUCGCUAAGCGUUUCGCAGACGCCAUCCCUGAGAACGAGCUGAGCGUCGCCGCGCUCCAAGGGUACCUUCUCAGGAACAAGACCCGGCCGCGUGAGUGUGUGGACGAGGUCCCCGCCUGGGUCAUUUCCGAGCGCGAGAUGCGCGAAAAGCUCAAGAAGGAGAAGGAGGAGCGCGAAGCCAAGGAGAAGAAGGAAGCCGAGGAAAAGGCGCGGAAGGAGAAGGAGGAAGCGGAUGCUAAAGAGAAAGAGGAGAAGGCUGCAGCCGCAAAAGAGAAAGCCGACAAGAAGGAAGCACGCGUGAAAGUGAAGCGUGCCGCGCUCCGCGACGCCGCCAAAGCCUCCGCGGCAGCAGCUCCGACCUCGGAGAGCGAUACAUCCACCUCCGCCAGUGAGAGUACCUCGGACGACGCCGCCGAGGAAGCCUCCGCGGCGGCAGCGGCAGCACCCGCGUCCGAGUCCACGUCCACGUCCGAGUCCGAGAACACGAGUGGCGCAGAUGCCGACACGGAAGAGAGCGUCACCUCGGAAGAGGAAGCCGACAAGGCCGACAAGCCCUCCGAGCCCGCGUCCGAGCCCGUCGCCGACGCGCCCGCUCCAGUGAAGGAGAAGUGGGUCGCGGUGAAGGCGCAGCCUGCGGCGGACACGCCGAGUGGCUAAUUUCCACUCGCGUGCACCCCCCGCCCUCUGCGCAUGGCCCGCCCCGCGUGCGGGAAACCAUGCCAGUCCGAACCCAACGCCCCGCCCCCGUCGCGUCGUCGCCUCGCGAUCGUCUCGACGAUGCUCCGAAUGAUGACUGCCCGUCUCCUGUGUGCCCCUGCUGUACCUCUCGCGCUGUGGCUCUCGCUGGUCGGCCCGGUGAAUGCUGUGAUCCUGACUGCUGCCUGUUUUCGUCUGAUGUACAUUCCUCGCCCUCCGGGACGAGGGUCGCGCAUAGAUGCUGUGUCGCCAUGCCUGUUUGUACGUACCUUCCCUGCUCACGUCCCCAAUGCUGUCAUGAUGUAUGCCCCGUUCACGCUGUCUUACGUUUACGUCGUG